AUCCUUACGUUUCCGGCGCCAAAGACUCUGUUUACUCAACCAACACAGAGUUUCUUAGCGGCUUUUUCAAACUGUAGCUUCCUCACAGCCAGUACAAAGUUUGUUAUAAUGUCAAACCUGAAUCCAGUACCACUUAGCCGCAAAAGAAAGUCCGUUUUUGAGGUUGCUGAAAGAAGAAGAAAAGGAGAGAAGGAGCGAAGCAAAACUAAGGUGAUUCUUGGAGAUUGCUUCCAGCGAUGGCGCGCGCUGAAGCAGAGGAACGGUCUAAAGACUGACGCGUUGGUCGCUAAAUUACUUCUGGACAGUUAUGAGAACUUCACCUCUACUCAGAACCCACAGCAACCCACAUCCAGCGCUGGAACACCAUCUGAAGCUGACAAAGUCGUGAAGGCGCCUGUCCCAUCUGUACCUGAGCCUGAGCCCACCCCUUCCUCUGCUCCGUCUGCACAUGUGUUACAGUGCCCAUCGUGUGGUUUUGUUUUACCUUCAAACAGAAAUACUUUGGACGAAACGCAUCAGGCCCAAACUAUCGAAGUCACAGUGGAGCUGGAGCAGUCAGAGGAGUCGAUGAGCGGAGCAGAGGGAGUGGACCAGAGUGAUGGAGAGACUGAACAAGAAGAAGAGGAGGAGGAGGAGGAGGAGGAAGAGGAGAGUGAGGGAUCGGCCGUGGACUGGAGGAGCACAAUUCAAAGAGAGGAAAAGAGAGGAGACAAGACAGGUGCAUCACAGAAGCAGCUUUGCACCGAGUGUGGAGAGCUUUACAAGAAGAGCCACACAUGUGAUCACAAAACCAAACCCUACGUGUGUAACAUCUGUGGCCGAAGAUUCAUCUCAGAACCGGCGCUCAAAAUUCACAGCAACAUUCACUUGGAAACCCACCAGUACCACUGCAAAUACUGCUACGUCAGUUUCAGGACUAAAGUGGACAAAGUAGCACAUGAGUUAAUCCACCUGAAACAGAAGGAUCCAUUCAAAUGCCCAGAUUGCGCGUUGACAUUUCCAACACACAAGAAAAGAGAUGCUCACAAAAAGCAACACGGCGAUAAGUAUAGGUGUAAAUUAUGCGGGAUCGGGUUUAGAGAACAGCAGAAGUUUCUGAGACAUGUUGUCGUUCAUACGGGAGAGAGGAGAUUCAAAUGCUCCCUGUGCGAAUGGAGUUUCAAACAGGAAAGUCAUCUCAAAUCUCACAUGCGUCUUCACACCGGAGAGAGGCCCUACUGCUGUAAACACUGUCACAAAGCUUUCAGUCAUAAUGUGAGUUUGAAGAGCCAUGUGCAAAAGUAUCACCCGGAGGAGAAGGAUGAAAGGGAGGAGAAGAAGAAGGUGGAGGAGAAAGAGGGAGAGAGCAUAGAAAUGAAGAGGGAGGAGGGACAGACUGCGGUGAAGCCCAAACGGAGAAUCCCAUCCACUGGUCGUCCAACUGGGAGACCAAAAAUGAACCCAGACGGAGAAAAGAAAGCCACCAAAACAAAAAGGCUAAAGACACAGGACAGUGAUGAUGAAGAGUUUUUGUAGUGUCGUCAGGUUACUAAAUGGUACGAUACUCAAUACCAGUUCUGAUACCACAAUAAUAACAAAAAAAAUUGUUAUACUUUCUUUUCUGUUACUAUAACAAGUGGCCUUAUAUUUUUCAGUCGUUCAGGUACGUUCCAUGCGAAGGUCUGUAGUGGUCAGGUUUGUGGAAAUGCAAGCCGCUUUCAGGGAUGUGUGUUUUUCAGUUCAGCAAUCAAAACUAAAACUAAGAAAAUAUGCUUUUAUUGUUGUAUAAUUUUGUUUUUAAAAGUUUCAUACUGUGGCUUUAAAUAAACAAUUGAACAGCUACACUUUGGUUGUGAUUCGAUAAUUGUCUUGAGAACCAAAACACCUACCAAUAAUCAUGUCCAAUGUUUUUAUAACUAAGAGUAAAAGCUGUAUGUUUCUGACAAGUGUCAUUCUGCCCUCUACAGAACAAUCAGGGGAACUGCAGCUGAAAAUUUAAUUCAGUUUU
This is a messenger RNA of Boleophthalmus pectinirostris (great blue-spotted mudskipper), 1987 nucleotides long. RefSeq names its product zinc finger protein 345-like. The transcript is spliced from 6 exons. Gene Ontology annotation, molecular function: RNA polymerase II transcription regulatory region sequence-specific DNA binding; DNA-binding transcription factor activity, RNA polymerase II-specific. Lineage: Eukaryota; Metazoa; Chordata; Actinopteri; Gobiiformes; Gobiidae. Gene Ontology annotation, cellular component: nucleus. Gene Ontology annotation, biological process: regulation of transcription by RNA polymerase II. The record is from RefSeq and is a predicted model, not a curated record. Bases 109 to 1515 code for a protein of 468 amino acids.